This is a messenger RNA of Synchiropus splendidus (mandarinfish), 3801 nucleotides long. Its product is annotated as inactive rhomboid protein 2-like. The record is from RefSeq and is a predicted model, not a curated record. Gene Ontology annotation, cellular component: endoplasmic reticulum membrane. Gene Ontology annotation, molecular function: serine-type endopeptidase activity. Bases 144 to 2645 code for a protein of 833 amino acids. The transcript has 18 exons. Lineage: Eukaryota; Metazoa; Chordata; Actinopteri; Syngnathiformes; Callionymidae. Gene Ontology annotation, biological process: regulation of epidermal growth factor receptor signaling pathway; regulation of protein secretion.
GGAGGAUGUUCAAGGAGAGAAAGAGGGAAGUGGUCUCGGACCGACGAACCCAGUAGCCGUCAACAGAAUGCGUGUGUGUGGGAGCAGGAUUUCUCUCUGAUGUAUGACGAGCUGCGCUUCUCUUCUCGCAGCGCUGUGUCAGGAUGUCAUCCGAGGAGGGAGGGGAACCACCUACACAGAAGGUCCAAUCAGAUAGCCGUCUGAAGAGCAAGAAACCUGCCAGCCUUGUCAUAGCUAUCCCUACACCUGAGGAGAUCAUGGCUGCCAAACAGCCACUUCGACCGUCCCUGAAAAAAAGUGAUGGGGGUCAAGCAGCCAGUUCUGUGUCAGAGAGCGUCACUGGAGGCGGAGAUGUAGGCUUCGCUGCUGGAGAGAGGAGAGCCAAGUUCAGGAGACAAACAUCCCUGUCGCAAAGCAUCCGGAAAAACACAGCAGAGUGGUUUGGUGUUGGAGACGGCUGCGAGACUAAGCAGCAGGUGUGGCACCGGAAGAGCUUGCGCCACUGCAGUCAGCGCUAUGGCAGACUGAAGGCCCAGUACAGAGAGCCUGACACUGCCACCAGCAGUGAGCCGGGCAUGGACUCACCAGCAGCACACCUGAUGCCCAAGAUUGUGGAUCCCCUGGCACGCGGACGGGCAUUCCGCUGCCAAGAUGAGGUGGACAACCGCUCCCCCAGGACGCCACAAACAGCAAACACCGGUAUGGUCACGCCGGGGUUCACCUCCCUCAGCUCCGUGACCAGCCAGCGCUCGACUCAUGGCCGCUUUCCUCGCCGUAAAAGGGAAUCUGUUGCACGAAUGAGCAUCCGAGCUGCUUCAAACAUCCUGAAGGGUCGUAGCGGCUUGGCGGGCUCCCUCAAUAGUCGUAGUUUUCCCAGAAGAAGCUUUGCCAGGCCCAGCUGGCUGGAGGACGACGUCGUGGAUGGUGGAGAUCCAGCUGAGUCACUCUUCUUCAGUAAGGUCGAUGUCCAUGAUGAGUUGUACUCGAUGGCAGAUGAUGUUUUUGAGACGCCCCCCAUGUCCGCUGCUUUUGCUCUAAGUGACCUGAUGGACCAGAAACCGUCAAACCUCAAGGACAUGUCACGGACACCAAAGACGCCAACGUCAGUGCCUGAGAAAAAGCUUCCUCGCCGUGGCGGUCGUAUUGCCUCCCAAGUGAAACACUUUGCCUUCGAUAAACACAAGCGAUACUACGGAAUGGGCGUCGUGGGAGGUUUUCUCAACCGCCAUUACAGACGCAGCCUGAGCAGCAACGUCCGCAAACAGUUGGAUGACUUCAGCAGCCACAGGCCCUACUUCACCUAUUGGAUUACGUUUGUCCACAUUGUGAUCACGCUGCUCGCCAUCUGCACAUAUGGCAUUGCUCCUCCUGGGUUUUCACAGCAUUCAAAAACUGAGCUGGUGCUAAAGAAUAAAGGCAUUUAUGAGAGUGUCAAGUAUGUGCAGCAGCAGAAUUUCUGGAUCGGCCCAAGUUCAAAAGACCUAAUUCACCUGGGUGCCAAGUUCUCUCCAUGCAUUCGUCAGGACCAACAAAUUGUCAAACUGAUUCAAGACGCCAAAAAUCGAGAGAGAGAGUCGGCCUGCUGCAUUCAGAAUGACAACUCCGGAUGUGUGCAGACGCUCCGCUCCGACUGUUCUGAAACACUUGCCACUUUCAUGAAAUGGGACAACGAGCAUGUGGGCAUCAUCAGGUCCUCUGGUUCUGUCUGUCACCAAGAUCCCAGAUUGUGUGAAGAACCGGCUUCUACAGAACUUCACACAUGGCCAGAUGACAUCACCCAGUGGCCGGUCUGUACUUCUCCUAAGAAGUGGAAACACACUGGCUACAGGCACAUGGACUGUAAAAUUAAGGCACGGCCCUGCUGCAUUGGAACCAAAGGAAGGUGUGAGAUAACAACCAGGGAGUACUGCACCUUCAUGCACGGACACUUCCACGAGGACGCGACCCUCUGCUCUCAGGUGCACUGUCUGGCCGACGUCUGUGGCUUGCUACCGUUUCUCAAUCCUGAAGUUCCUGAUCAGUUCUACCGUCUUUGGCUUUCUCUGUUUCUUCAUGCUGGGCUGCUGCAGUGCGUUGUGUCUGUGGUCUUCCAGAUGACCGUAAUGAGAGACCUGGAGAAGCUGGCGGGGUGGGUGCGCAUCGCCAUCAUCUACCUCCUCAGCGGCAUCACUGGAAACCUGGCCUCCGCCAUCAUCCUGCCCUACAGAGCUGAGGUGGGUCCUGGGGGCUCUCAGUUUGGGCUGCUCGCCUGCCUGUUCGUGGAGCUGUUUCAAGGCUGGCAGAUGCUGGAGAAUCCAUGGAAGGCCUUCCUGAAGCUGCUGGCGAUCCUGGCCUUCCUCUUCAUGUGCGGACUUCUUCCCUGGAUGGACAACAUCGCCCAACUCUUUGGCUUCCUCAGCGGCCUUCUGCUGUCCUUCGCCUUCUUGCCCUACGUGACCUUCGGGACCUUCGACAAGUACCGGAAGCGAGUGCUCAUCGUCGUCUCGCUGGUCAUUUUCAUCGGACUCUUUUCCUCGCUCAUAGUGUGGUUUUAUAUCUACCCGGUGAACUGGUACUGGCUGGAGCACCUCACCUGUUUGCCCUUCACGAGCAAGUUCUGUGAAAACUACGACAUCGACCAUAACAUCAACGACCUGCGUGAUUAGGAGCGGUACUUUCCUGCUGAGCUGCGAACACUGGUACGAGCUUGAGCGAGUCCUGCUGAGACUUCUGUGGUCAGUCUUGAGUUGUUUCACUGUCCGUUCACCUUCACUCAACCACAUUUCAAAGUUACAUCCAGUGUCAGAGGGAACCUGACUCCUGAAGGUGCGACGGAUACCUUCUUUUAUUUGGACCAUCCUCUCACUCACCCCAUCACUUGCAUGACUUGAAGCUGUCGCUCUUUUUGAUUCAGACGUCAAAAAGUAGUAUUGGAAUGUACUCAUGUUUUAGCUGUCCACAUUUUUAUUGGAACUCCACUGGGUGAUCAACAACCACGUGUUGCCUUCUCCUGAUUCAGAACUUGAACAGAUCCCACUCUUCCUCCUCUCCGUCUCUGUGCGUCUCCAAAAAUCUUUGGUCAAACUCAGCUUUUAUUUUGUCAAGUGCCUGAACACUUUUUGUAUAUUUGCUGAAUCAAGAGAAAAUAAUAUAUUUAUUCCUGAUCUAUGUUUCACUUAGCCAAGACAUUUUUUGUAAAAUAAAAGUAAGUCGAGAUUCAGGUUUGUCUUGGACUUUUUACCUCGCCACAGUUCUGCCAUUACGUUACUUCUGGAACUGCACUGAAUCAUAUGUGUCUUCUGAUCAAAGAGUUUCAUAAAAAAAUAAAAUAAAAUAAAUGUAAGUGGUAUUUGGGCCCCGUCUUAGAAUUCUUUUCAUUUUCCUCCAUUCUGUUACUUAGUUUGCCACCUCUCCCUGGGAAGCAGUGUUGGCAGUGUUCAUCCAUUUAUUUCUCAGGACAAGGACCACCUUGUUGCAAAUGGAAUCCAAGGACAAUGGGGCUAAAACUGUCCCUGGAUCUGUGUCAAAGCAACAAUACCUAGAAGAGUCUCGCAUUUUAUAAACCUGUGGUGGCGUAAGAAACAAGCUUUUGGUGGUCAGACAUGUUCUUCCUGGAUGGAAAUCGCACCUUUUCUGCCUGGUUUGACCCAGCUACUACUCAUCUGGCAUUAGGGUAAUAUUGGUAUUACAACUUGAUGCUACUCCUGGUCAGAGUGUCUGUUUCCCCACUGUUGCAUGAGGUCCUUCCUGUCUAUGUGCCCCAUGACUGACUGGUGACCUGUUUUCAGCCUACAACCUCCAUGACGUUACAUCAAAUGUAAG